This is a messenger RNA of Komagataella phaffii GS115, 495 nucleotides long. RefSeq lists its product as uncharacterized. Bases 1 to 495 code for a protein of 164 amino acids. The transcript is spliced from 2 exons. NCBI's taxonomy places the organism in Eukaryota, Fungi, Ascomycota, Pichiomycetes, Pichiales, Pichiaceae. The record is from RefSeq and is a predicted model, not a curated record.
AUGAUUAGAACAUUUGUAAGAAACAUAUCCUACAAACCCCAACCACAAUUGUUCAUUCACGAACUCCCCUCCUUGAAUAAAGCCAAACUUUCCUUCCAUGAAAACCCGAAUAAGCUGGAAGUUGGCAUAAUCAAUAACGUUCAGGGCAAAUCCCUUGAGAACUUGAAGAUCUUACCCAAAGACUUCGAAGAAAACAAGGAGUUUCUCUCCAAGUUACAAGAGAUCAUUAAAAAUAAUAUUCAAAAUGAUUUUGCUUUCAUAGUUGAAGCUGGUGCCUAUCCUUCGUCCCACUUACCAAUUUACGAUUUCAGGCUCCCUCCUUCCCAUGGAAGGAUACCAGAAGUGGAGAAUGUUUUCGGAUACGUCAAAGUUUCAGACGAUGGUGUUAUAGAACCGGGAUCAUAUCAAUCAAAUAAUAUGUACAGAUUAUUGUCAGGAACUGAUGGUCCCAUUAAUCUUAGUGAUUACCUACUAGAACAAAUACAGAAUAGCUGA